AUGCCCUGGCAGCCCCUCCCACGCAUCGCCUUCGCUGUCGCAACCUUCCCCUUCGCGGCCCUCGAGCCCGCAGACCUGCCGCUCGAGCUGGGCGACGAGCUGUACAUCAUUGAGCAGGGAGGCCACAAUGGCGACUGGUUCCGCGGGUACCUGGUUGCGCCGCCGAGUCUGCUGGCCGGGUUGACGAGCGUGAAGGGGCAGACGCUCGAGGCGAGGGUGUUUUCGGGCAUCUUUCCACGGAGCUGUGUUGAGGUGAGAGAAGUGCUGGGUGAGGAUGAAGAGGAGGAGGAGGAGGAGGGAGAUGAGGAUGUACUGCCGGCGACGACGAAUGGGCAUGAGAGCUUGGGAUCAGAGGAUAGUCCCAAGAGCGUCGUGUUGAGGAAACGGAUAGGGAACAACAGCAGGAAUAGUAGGCCGGGGAGCAAGAUCAAGAGGAAACAGACGCCGAAUGGGAAUAGAGCCACGCUGUCCGUGGACGUGCCGCGAGAUCCAGAUGCCCCGAAACCGCCUGCCCCAGUGCCGAUGCUGAAGAUUGGGGACGAGACCGUGACGUUCGUCUCGGAGCCGUUGGUGGACGAGAUUGCGAGCUGUCUGCGAGAAUGGCAUUCUACGAAUCUACACGAGCUUCUAUUAUCGAGACAAUACCCGGUACUGGACCAGAUGUCGACAUUAGUGCAGACGUUGGACUUUUCGCGGCGGCAGUUCCUGCACAAUGUUCUGACGACACACGAGCUUGGGCGACUGAGGGAGAAGACAGUGUGGGAUCUGGUGAGAGGGAACAAGGCAUUCAAUGGCGAGGUUAUUGUUCGGGAUCCAGCAGAACGCGGCAGGGUCCUUACGGGAGACGAUUCUGCGGUCGAGAUCACGACGUUGCAGUCUAUGAUGAGUUUACUGGAAGAAAGGCCACAACCACCUGCGAACGAGAACCUUACGCUUCACCAUCUCCUGAUCGAUAUCAAGACCUUUGUUGGCGCAAGUACCGAGUCGACGACACUGGUAUUCUUCCUUGCUUCAAAACAACCGGGCCAAGCUGCUGUGGCGCUCAGCGAGAGCUAUAUUGUGGAAGUACCUCCCAGCGGGGCAUUGACGAAUCUAGCCAAGGCAGGAAAUAUGAAGACUCUGUUCUCCGACUUAGCUUCUGCGGACAUCGGGGAUCAAUCGUCGCCAGAUGCGGAGUUAUACUUGGUUGUGAAGGUUCGGUCAACACAGCAGGUUAUGGGAGGGAAACCAGGGUCCAGAAAUGGUACCGCGUCGAGAGACGGAGGACCCACGCGGAAUGGAGAGCAUGCUUUGUCGCCUAGCAGCUCGAGCAAGUCGUCUGGUUCGGGGAGGAGGAGCUUGAUGUGGGGGAAACAAGGGAUGCAACGCUCUGCGUUCUCGAGAAAUGCGCCUAUUUCGUCGAAACUUAAUUCUUUAGUGGAAGACCAAGCUGAUGCUCGAUCACACCAUAGCCAGGAUGGACCACCAGGUACGGCUGAUUCGAAAGCGCCAGGCACGGAACGGAAAUCUGGAUCCGUGUCGAGGAUAGUGAACAGGACGGUCGGGAUUGGUGCUAUCAGAGUUAAUGCGAUAAUGAAACAAGAGGAAGAGGUAGAGCAGGUCAUGACGAUCUGGUCUCCGUCCGCUGCCUUUGGUCAAGAGAAGCAAGAUCAUACCGAUGGUUGGGAGGAUGUGAUCAUAGAGCUCAUGGGGAGCAAGUCUGGCCAUUACGAGAAGUCAAGAAGGGCCGAACGUCUCCAGGUCCAUCUCAGAGCUUUUGAUAGCCCUGACGCAGAUGUCCUCAUCAAAGCCACGCCUACACUCUUAUCUGGAGUCACCAGAACAAGUAAAAUGGGCUUCUCGGGCGCGCCUACAAAAGCAAGAUCAGACAUAUAUGUCACCAUCGACGAAGCCUUCCUUCCCCGCCAUGCACUACUCUCUCGCGCCACAGGGAGCGCCACACCGUUAUCGACCUCAGUGCAAGGAUCGAAUUUACAGAUCACUCUUGAAGUUCGUCGAGCUAGUGGCGAGCGAUUGGAUAAUUGCGUUCUACCAUCUUCGAACGCCGAGGCUACAUCAACUUGGGAGUCAACGGCUGCUGAGAAAGGGGAAGCUUGGAAUCAGACUCUCAAAUUAUGUGUACCUGCAGUAGAUGUAUCGACGUGUCAUCUUGCUAUGACGCUUUCGGAUGCUCCUAAUGGACCCUUCGCUAUAUGUCAUAUGCCGCUUUGGGACCAGCAGGCAUUCAUGAGGGAUGGUCACCAUUCUUUGCUUUUGUACCGAUAUGAUGAGAAUACCAAUAGUGCGAGAGGGAGGGGUGAGGGCAAGACCGGCUAUUUGGGUACACCUUGGAAUGCGAGAGGGAAGGAUGAUGUGAGCAAAGACGAAGCUGUAACUGGACCGAUUGCAACAUUGAGAGUGCAGACUUAUCUCUGCAGUACCCGCUUUUCACAAGACAAAGUGUUGUUGGGGCUUCUCAAGUGGAAGGAACAACCACCUGGAGACGUGCAGGAAUUGCUUAAGCGACUGGUCUUUGUGCCAGAAAUCGAGAUCGUAAAGUUGCUCAGUGAUGUCUUUGACGCUAUCUUUUCGAUACUAGUUGAGAAUGCUGGAAACGACGACUAUGAGGAUCUGGUUUUCAGCGCACUCGUUACUGUUUUGGGUAUCGUCCAUGAUCGAAGAUUUAAUCUCGGACCGUUGGUGGAUCAAUACGCUGAGACGAAGUUCAAUUACCCCUUCGCGACGCCUUGUCUUGUUCGAUCAUUCACUCGACUCCUGUCAAAUCCUUCGGAUCCCGAUACGUCGAGGAAAUUGAGAGCGACGUUCAAGGUUGUGAGGCAAAUCUUGAAAUUUAUCACUCAUGCUCGCGGACAGCAGAAGGCCAAGGAAGCAGGGAUCGGUAUCACGAGUACUUCGCCAGGCUUCACUCGACACCUGCGGAGUAUAUUCAAAUCGCUCGACGCGCUGAUGAGAAAUGCGGCGCCUAUUCUUGUGGGUAGUCAAACGCUUGCGGUUCAGCAUUUUCAUACCUGGCUACCGGAGUUGACGGGAUUACUGAGCACGGAGGAGAUUCUACAUAUUGCGAUUGACUUCAUGGAUUCUUGUUCUGGGGUCAAGGGGAAGCUGAUAUUGUACAAGCUUGUGUUAAUUAUUAACUACUCCAAACUGGAACUCUUUUCGCAAUCCGAGCAACGAGCAGCUCUCAGCGCCAAUACCGUCCGAUGGAUAGCGCCUCAUUGGGGUAAGACUUCAGAUGCCAACGAGCAGUAUAGGGAACAAGUCCGGUUAUGCUGUUCAAUUUUAUCAACACAGGUUGAGAAUCUUGGACCUGAGAUACCCGACUACAUCCCUAAGAUCAUCGACUCAUAUCUCGCUCUCUCAGCAGCUCCCAAAACUGACAAGACACGGCUCUCUCUUCUCUUCCCAAAUACAUACCCAUUCCCAUCCAAAGUCAUUACAGGAAAGGCAAAGUUCGACGAAGUGCUCAUCGAAUUGUCUGCUAUUCUGUCUGCGAUUUCAACUCUACCUGCUGGGAUGCAGCUUGAGCUUGCAGAAGACGAGAUGGCCACACUUUUAGAAGAUACGCUACAAGUCCACCUCAGUAUUCUGCAGUGCGAAGCUUUUCCUGCGGAUUGGCUAAGCGUUCAUAUCUAUCAUCACAAAUCGUCGAUGAAGACUCUUGAAUAUCUGGCUGGUAUUUUGCUGGAAUCCUUUUUGCCACAUCCCGAUGAUGCUGAAGCUUACAACAUGGAUCUUUGGAAGGCAUUCUUUACUGUGUUGUUGAAGCUCGUCGGGAGCGAUUCCUUGGCUCUCGAAACUUUCCCUGAGCAGAAACGACGGACGGUGUGGAAAAUUGCUGGUGGUGUUCGAGAACAUGGUGCUGAACUUCUGAGAAGGAUGUGGGAAGCUAUUGGAUGGGAGACGAGUCCUGAUGAGCAACAAAAGUACGGUAUUGCGAAAAUGGGUGGCUAUCAAGUUCAAUAUGUUCCCGUUCUGGUAGGACCAAUUGUCGAACUGUGCUUGAGUGUACACGAGAACUCGAGACUGGUGGCCGUUGAAGUUCUGCAGACCAUGAUCGUUAGCGAGUGGUCUCUGAGUGAGGAUCUCUCGGCUGUGCAAACAGCUAUGAUUGACUGUUUGGAUCAACUGCUGAAGACGAAACCAUUGACGGAGAGUAUGAGGGAGAAGCGAUUUGUUCAAGACUUGCUUGGUCUGUUUGAAUACUCGUGCCAGGAUAGCGAAGACCCACUAUUUUUGGCGGUCAAGGAGUUGAUUACUACUAUCGAAGAGUUCCUCGAUCUUCUGAUCGCUGUGCAUAGUACCGAUGUCACUGGCCAAGCUUCACAUAUGAUCCAUCGGUUGCGGUUGAUGGAGUUCCUGAGAGAUAUGCAGAAAGAGGAAAUCUUCAUUCGAUAUGUCCACCAACUUGCGCAACUACAGGCCGAUGCUCGAAACCCAACCGAAGCAGGUCUCGCACUUCGAUUGCACGCCGACUUGUACAGGUGGGACCCAACGGAAAUCGUACCUCCCCUGUCGGACCCUGAGUUCCCAGCACAGUCGCAAUUCGAUCGAAAAGAACGGAUUUACUUUGAGAUCAUCAAGUAUUUCGAGGAGGGAGAAGCUUGGAGUAGUGCUUUGGCUGCGUACCAAGAGUUGCAACACCAGUACGAGGAGAAUGUCUACGAUUUCGCUAAACUUGCGAGAACUCAACGAUCGAUUGCCACGGUGUACGAGAACAUCGCCAAGAGUGACAAGUUGGUACCCAAGUACUUCAAAGUUACGUACCGUGGUAUGGGUUUCCCGCAAAGUCUUAGGGAUAAGGAAUUCGUCUUCGAGGGGUCUCCCACCGAACGAACGACCGCUUUCACGGACCGAAUGCAAGAGCAACAUCCUGCUGCUCAGAUUGUAACUUCUGGCGACGUCGAUGAUGUUGAAGGUCAAUUCAUAUACGUCUCCGCUCUCAACCCAUAUCGAGAUCUAGAGCAUCAUGUCUUCCAACGAGCUCGUGUACCCCAAGUCAUCCGCGAUUAUCUGCUCUCAGCGCAUCCCCAAGUAUUCUCCUCCACCAGCAAGAGAAACACUCAAGGUCCAGUUACCGAACAUUCGGCUGAGAAGAUCAUGUACAAGACUGCUGAACCCUUCCCUACGAUUCUUCGCAGAAGUGAGAUCGUCUCUGUCGAUCGCAUCAAGCUCAAUCCUCUCCAGACAGCUAUCGAACGUAUCACUCGCAAGACAAGUGAGAUGACGGCUGUGGAGAAGCGUAUCAUGGAUGGCGAAGAGGAAAUCGUAACCCUACUUACCGAUGCCUUGCAUGUAUCUGUUGAUCUGGGCUCAGAAACGACCGUUGCCAGAUAUCGCGAUUUACUUCCAACGUUACCAGAGGACAGUGAAGCCAAGGAAGUGGAGUUAAGUCCACUGCAAAAUGCUGUCAAGAUUGCUCUGAUUGAUCAUGCUGUUAUGAUCAAACGUGCCCUCUCCAUGCUUGCCAAGUCCAAUCUACUAAGCGCGGCGGAGAGGGAAACACUCGCACAGAAUUUCGAAGCAACCUUCGCCCCCGAACUAUCCUCCUUCUCCUUCCCCCAACAACAACGCGACCCAACCCCAACCCCCAGCUGGGCAAUCGCCAGUCCCGUCCUCAGCGACGGCAGCCGCGAAAAGCGCGCCUCAGCAAUGCUAGCCUUGAACAUGAACCGCUCCACCAUCCCCCACUCCGAGACAAACGGCACCAUCUCGUCCUCCAUCCUCGACACACCCGCUGCCCGAGCAGGCGCCCGCAGCAACAGACUCAGUUUCCUCAAACGUGGCGGCGGCAGCGGCCAUAACCGCGAACCGUCUGCGCAGGAAGCGGUGUUGGCGCCUGUCAUUAACGGUGGGAAUGUCAAGGAAAGUGGAGUGGUAGUACAACAUAGAGGCGUGAAGGACGACGGCAGCAGUGAGCGGAGCCGCAGUAAAGAAAAUCGUAAAUCGUUCUUCGGAUCAGGUGGGACGUUGGGGUCGAUUGGGAGGGGAAGGGGCAGGGAGUUGAGUGAGAAGGACGAGGAGGCUGACUGGGUUACGCAGUCUGAUAUCGCGGGGAAUAGGAGGAGUAGCUCGAGUCAGAGGCCGAAGACGGGGGGCACGGAGGGGUUGAGUCGCGAUGGGAGUGUGGGGAGUCGGGUGGGGGGGAGUGUCAGGAAGAGGUUGAGUAUGCUGAAGUUGGGGAAGAAGAGUAGUAAGGCGAGUGUGUUGGUGGGUAGUGUGGCUGAGGAGGAGUGA
Mollisia scopiformis is the source of this 6234-nucleotide messenger RNA. RefSeq lists its product as uncharacterized. Gene Ontology annotation, cellular component: cytoplasm; plasma membrane. Gene Ontology annotation, molecular function: small GTPase binding; guanyl-nucleotide exchange factor activity. The transcript is spliced from 2 exons. Lineage: Eukaryota; Fungi; Ascomycota; Leotiomycetes; Helotiales; Mollisiaceae. Gene Ontology annotation, biological process: small GTPase-mediated signal transduction. The record is from RefSeq and is a predicted model, not a curated record. Bases 1 to 6234 code for a protein of 2077 amino acids.